GAUGCUUAUGAUGGCCUUCAGAACUUCAUCCCAAAGCUUCAGGAUCACAUUUUGUAUAGGCUAAAGAAAUUGGACAUCAGUUAUUGUGAUCACAUAUUCACAGACAAAGAAUGCAACAUGGUCAUCAUUCCUAACAAUACACUCUACUCGGUCCAGACAAUGCAGGUGCAUUAUACUACUUAUGAUAUGAGGUGCAAAUACAAUACUAUUAACCCCAAAACACAUGCUGAUGUGAUGGUGCUUUCAGGUGAAAGCUAG
This is a messenger RNA of Suillus subaureus, 258 nucleotides long. RefSeq lists its product as uncharacterized. The annotation marks the transcript as partial. NCBI's taxonomy places the organism in Eukaryota, Fungi, Basidiomycota, Agaricomycetes, Boletales, Suillaceae. The record is from RefSeq and is a predicted model, not a curated record. The transcript has a single exon.